Messenger RNA from Lecanosticta acicola, 1047 nucleotides. NCBI's taxonomy places the organism in Eukaryota, Fungi, Ascomycota, Dothideomycetes, Mycosphaerellales, Mycosphaerellaceae. The record is from the annotation of a GenBank genome assembly.
AUGGCAGAUCUCGCAGAGACAUACGACCAUGCCGGGAAUCCGGUCAAGCACGGACGGGCCAGAGUCAAUGGUAUCCGACUGCACUACAUCACAGCCGGCCAGGGACCGCCUCUCCUCCUCCUACACGGCACACCGAAGAACAGCUUCUACUGGUAUCGCCUCUUUCCACUCCUCACAGCACAUUUCACGCUCGUAGCACCGGACCUUCGUGGCUUUGGAUACACCGACAAGCCGCCUACGACCGAUGGCUACGAUUCCAAGGAGCAGGCGGACGACGUCGCCGAGCUGAUGACGCAGCUUGGCUACGAUAAGUUCUACCUUCACGGCGAGGAUCGUGGAGCGGACUAUGCGUAUGCCGUGGCGGGCCUGUAUCGUGAUCGUGUAAUCAAGCUAUCCUUCUGCGAGAUGUUACUGUCUGGACUGGGACUUGAGGAAUCAUCCUUUUGGACACGAGAGAAUGUCACGGCGCAAUACAGAAAAGCGGGAGUGUGGUGUUGGGUAUGUUGGAGGCCGAGGUCUCUCUUUCAUGGAAUUACAUCGCUCUGCUGACAGUGAUGACAGCAUCUUAGCUUCUUCGCAAUCCCGCACAUCCCCGAAAUGCUGAUCCAAGGCCACGAGCGAGAGUUCUGGGAAAUGUUCAUAAAGCAAGAAUGCUACAAUCCGACUCUCAUCGAACCAAAGGCCCUCAAUCACUGGAUCGAAUGCGUCAAGCAGCCGGGAUGUCUGCGUGGCAUCUUGGAAACCUAUCGUGCUGGGUUCAAGAAUGGCGAUCUCAACCAGGAACUGGCCAAGACGAAACUCACGAUUCCCGUUAUGACCAUUGGGGCACCUGAGUUCUUUGGACCGACGGUGAAGGAGUGCGCGGAGAAGUUUGCGGAGAAAGUCGAGAAGAAUGAGCUUUACGAGGAAUGUGGGCAUUCGUUGGCUUUGGAGAAGCCGGAGAGGUUGGCAAACGAUCUGAAGGAGUUCUUCCUGGGCCAUACUGGUCAUGGAGGAGCGAAGGCGGCAUCCCAGCUGGUCUUGCCCGACGACACGGGAGAUGCGUAG